Scleropages formosus (Asian bonytongue) is the source of this 577-nucleotide messenger RNA. It is a transcript of the gene atg12, whose product is annotated as ATG12 autophagy related 12 homolog (S. cerevisiae). Bases 33 to 395 code for a protein of 120 amino acids. NCBI's taxonomy places the organism in Eukaryota, Metazoa, Chordata, Actinopteri, Osteoglossiformes, Osteoglossidae. The transcript is spliced from 4 exons. The record is from RefSeq and is a predicted model, not a curated record. Gene Ontology annotation, cellular component: phagophore assembly site membrane; autophagosome membrane; cytoplasm. Gene Ontology annotation, molecular function: Atg8-family ligase activity. Gene Ontology annotation, biological process: autophagy of mitochondrion; piecemeal microautophagy of the nucleus; glycophagy.
UUUUUUUUUUUUUUUUUCCCCGGUUUGCAAAGAUGUCGGAAACUGCAGAGUCCCCCACCGAAAAUCAGAAAGAUGAGUCUCCUGUUGUGCAGCCUCCUCCUGAAGAUGUCGGCUCAAAUGAAGAGAAGAAAAAAAUUGAUGUUCUGCUGAAGGCAGUUGGAGACACUCCGAUCAUGAAGACCAAGAAAUGGGCAGUGGAGCGAGGACGGACCGUGCAGUCGCUCGCCCUCUUCAUCUCCCGCUUCCUCAAGCUGGACCCCAGUGAGCAGCUGUUCAUAUAUGUCAAUCAGUCUUUUGCUCCAUCUCCUGACCAGGAAGUCGGCGUUCUCUUUGAAUGUUUUGGCAGUGACGGGAAGCUGGUUCUGCAUUAUUGCAAGUCACAAGCUUGGGGGUGAUUUUUUUUUUUUUUUUUGCCCCCUAGUUGUUCUUCCUUCCCUCCACCCCACCAAGAGGCACUGCACAUCCCAUAAAGUAAUGGGCUCACACUUACCCAGUGAUCAUUUUCUAUUAUUGUUCUUAUAAUGUGCAGCAUUUUUUUUUUUUUGUAUAUAACCCAUUGUAAAUAAAUUCAUUCAAC